AUGGGUCCUGUGCUGUCCAGACGGCGUCGCCAGCUGCCCAGGCAGUUCCUAUCCCUUUCGGAGCUCCAGCCUGCCCCUCCUGACGCUCUCAGAGUCUGGCCUUCUGCUGGGCCGCGGGUCUCUCACUGGCAGAAUGGAGUUCUCGGAGCUGAUCCAUACGGGCUGGGCCCAAGCAGAGUUUCUACAGGGCCCGGAGGCGCCCCCGCUUCGCGGCACGCUGGGGCACGGCCAGCGCAGUCAGAGCUGGCGCCCUCCUGCGUAAGCCCAAUCCGGGAAACUCGUUGCCCCUCUCCUGGGAAAGGACCGUCCCUCCCCAGGGUUGCGAGUGACUCGGGCACCAUCACCCUGUGCUGUAAAGACCUGCGAGUGCUGCAGCUGGCAAUAGAGGGCGCGGAAGCGACGCUGGGCAUCGCCCGCUCCAUCGAGGGCCUGAGAUUGGGCGACUCCUGGCACUUCCUCCCGCCCGAACGCUACUGCAAGAGAGUAGCUCGCGAAGUGGGCGCGGUCGUAGGGGCCCGGGAAGGUGGAAGCGCCGGGCCUGGAAGAGGCGCGGGGACAGGGCACUCCCUGGGUGCCCUAGACCUGGCCUCUCUCCUCCCUGCGCUGCAGACCAACGCGUGGCGGCUGAGCGAGGUGAACGAGGACUUCAGCUUGUGCCCCAGAUACCCCCGUGCGGUGAUCGUGCCACACUUGGUGGACGAUGAUGCCCUGGCGCGCAGCGCCCGCUUCCGUCAGGGAGGUCGCUUCCCGGUGCUCAGCUACCACCCGGCUCCCAGCGGCAGAGGGAGCGCGCCCUCCCCACGCUCCGCCCCUGGGUGGCUGCGUCCUUUCUGGGCCUUUUCUUUUUGGCCCGGUCAAUUCGCGGCGUAGCCGCUGCCCCAACUCCUGCCCCAUUCUGGUCCCGCCCCUCUCCCGCCUUUUCGCUGGGAAGGGUAUCACUUUUCUCUGGCCCCGCCCCUG
Pan troglodytes (chimpanzee) is the source of this 960-nucleotide messenger RNA. RefSeq lists its product as uncharacterized. Gene Ontology annotation, cellular component: cytoplasm. NCBI's taxonomy places the organism in Eukaryota, Metazoa, Chordata, Mammalia, Primates, Hominidae. Gene Ontology annotation, molecular function: protein phosphatase binding. The transcript is spliced from 4 exons. The record is from RefSeq and is a predicted model, not a curated record. Bases 1 to 870 code for a protein of 289 amino acids. Gene Ontology annotation, biological process: phosphatidylinositol dephosphorylation; negative regulation of autophagy.